AUGGCCGAGUCUCGAAAUUGCCACUUAUCUGGUCUCCAAGAUUAUCCAGUCACGCUCACCUGUAUAAUCGAUCCAUUUACAGAAAAUGUUGUUUUCGCCAAAUGUUUCGCCAGCCUGACACAGAGCGAUGUGAGACAAAUCAUUCAACGAGUCAAUGGGAGCUAUUGUCCUCCAUGCCUCAAAUCAGACAACGGAGAGGAAUGGAGCGACGACCAGCUGAGUGGUUCUGGCACUCAGCAGCAGAAUGAGAUCAUCACGUCAUCAGAUCGGGGUAGGAAAGGGCAUCACCUUCAUCUGAGGGCAUGGAGCACAUAG
Messenger RNA from Laccaria bicolor S238N-H82, 315 nucleotides. RefSeq lists its product as uncharacterized. NCBI's taxonomy places the organism in Eukaryota, Fungi, Basidiomycota, Agaricomycetes, Agaricales, Hydnangiaceae. The transcript is spliced from 3 exons. The coding region runs from base 1 to 315 and encodes 104 amino acids. The record is from RefSeq and is a predicted model, not a curated record.